This is a messenger RNA of Penicillium chermesinum, 1491 nucleotides long. Its product is annotated as FAD-binding oxidoreductase. Gene Ontology annotation, molecular function: FAD binding. The coding region runs from base 1 to 1491 and encodes 496 amino acids. The record is from RefSeq and is a predicted model, not a curated record. NCBI's taxonomy places the organism in Eukaryota, Fungi, Ascomycota, Eurotiomycetes, Eurotiales, Aspergillaceae. The transcript is spliced from 4 exons.
AUGGUGUUGAGCAAUAGCUUGCGCACCUUUGUGCUAUCUGCUGCCGUGCUCGUACCCCUCGCUAGGACUGACAUCUGCUCGACUCUUGAGCAGAGUGGCAUUACAAUCGAAUAUCCCCUUGCGCUGACAUACUCGACCGACCUCACAAAGUACUGGUCGGCAGCAUGUGGCGACCUUAAGCCCAGCUGUAUUGCGGCGCCAACAAGCGCAGAGGAGAUGGCUCACAUCGUCUCCGAGCUGCAUAAUGUCGAGACCCUCUUCGCUGUCAAGUCGGGUGGUCAUAUGCCCAACAAUGGAUUUGCUAGUAUUGAGGAUGGGCUGUUGAUUUCGACCAAGAACCUGGGCCAGGUUUAUUAUAAUGCGGAUGACGAGACUGCGGUAAUUGGCCCUGGUCUCUCAUGGGAAGAGGCUCAGAAGGGUUUGGAUGGCACGGGGCGUGCUGUUGUUGGAGGUCGACUGGGCGGAGUCGGGAUUGGUGGAUACAUGUUGGGAGGUGGUAUGAGUUUUCUCAGUACCCAGUACGGGUGGGCGGCUAACAACGUCGUCAACUAUGAAGUGGUCCUUGCCAAUGGAACCAUCGUCAACGCCAACGCUAUGGAGAAUGCAAAUCUCUUUGCGUCUCUCAAGGGAAGCGGAAACAACCUUGGGAUUGUGACCGCCUAUACUAUGCAGACUCACCCCAUUGGCAAGGUCUGGGGUGGUAACUUUGUCUUCGGCGCCGACAAGACACCCCAACUUAUGACUGCUCUGCGCAACUUUGUCGACAAUUACCCCGACGACAAGGCUGCUAUUAUUCUGACUUCGGAGCGCGGUGCUUUGAUUGACUUCUGGAUCAUGUUCGUGUUCUACGAUGGACCGGAACCUCCUGCAGGCGUUUUCGACGAAUUCGAGGCUAUUGAUCACACUUCGACUGCCAAGACGUGGGACACUUAUUAUGAUUUACUGAAGAAUAACGAUUUCUUUAUUCUCCAUGGGCAACGCUACGUUAUUGCCACAGAGACUACGCCUGUCCCCAAUGCCACCGUAGGGGCAGCACCGCUGCAAGACUUGUAUGAUCACUGGUACAACGUGACCGAGUCAGUACUUGAGGUUGCUGGGGUGCUAGGUUCUAUUGCUUUCCAGCCUGUUCCGAAGACGUUCAGCCAAAAGGCCAAGGACCGUGGCGGAGAUCUUCUUGAUAUUCCGACCGAUCAAAACUACAUUUUUAUCGAGCUGGACUUCUCCUACAGCUUCCCCGUGGAUGAUUCGAAGAUCGAUCAGGCUACACAGAACCUGUACACCGGCCUGGAUAAUUUGGUCCAGAAGAACAUCGAUGAGGGUCUCCUGCCUGACGUGUACCGACCGCUGUUCAUGAACGAUGCCUAUUUCCGUCAAGAUUACUGGGGACGUAUCAAGCCAGAAUCCAAGCAGGCGGCUCUGGAUACUCGCAAGAAUGUGGACCCUGAUCUAUUCUUCCAAAGGCGCACUAGCGGUGGCUGGAGGCUGCACUGA